UAAACCGAUUUUCACUAAUACUAGCAACUGUUCUAUAUGAUGAAAUUUCGAAAUAGAUAAUCAUUAUCAAUUCUUAUCCGAAUUUUGUGACCUCUCUGUUUCCCAACCAUUUAAUAAUCAUAUUUUGGAUAUCUGUGACCGCAAUUGAUUGACAUUUGACAACGCGGGAAACAGGUGAUUUAAAUUAAAUACGUCAAUGUGAUCAUCAUAAUCAAAACAUUAGAUUAUUUUCUAAGUUUUCAUUAUUUAAUCUGGAAUGGAAGAUGAAUCAUUUGAGGCUGAAACUCCUAGGAGGAGUACAAGGUGCAGAAGACCAACAUCAAAAGCUUUAGAGAACCAAUAUGUGAAAACUUUAGCUAGGUCUGGUUUUGUUGGAAAUAUUUCUAGUAGUGAAGAUUCCAGUAGUGAUACUGAGGAAUUAUUAACUGAGAAUGACCCGAUAACACCUUCUGUUCUUCGAAACACCGACCAUGUUCAAGGAGAUAGAAUUUUUCAGUUUCAGAGUAGGAAAUCUAAAAAAGGAUUAUUCCAAAAAGUUAAGGAAGUGAACAAUUUGAAUGAAGAAGACACUCCAGAAAAAUCAACCAGAAAAGCACUUAGUAAAAAUAACCAUGAUCCAUUCAGUGAUAGCGGGAGUGAAUAUAAUGCUAGUGAGGAAUCCUCAUCAGAAUCAGAUCAAAUAUCCGCACAUAGUGAUAACUCGGAAGAUUCACAUGAUGAAUCUAAAAAAAGUAAACCUAAAAAAACUUGUUUCAAAGAAGGAAAGAGGAAAUUAGAAAAAACAAACCUACGGGGUCACAAAAAGAAUAAUUACCAGAUACAAGUUGAUGAUUAUUUUUGCAGUCAAGCUUCCAAGAAAAUUGUGACAUCAGAUUAUACACUAGAUAAGUUAGAAACUCCAAGGUUAUCUCAGGAACAACUACAUAAGCUCCUAAAAAAUAUGAAAUUAACUCAAAGCCAUAGAAGUGCAAUCAACCAGAUGCAAGAACAGAAUAAAGGAAUGUUUUCGAAAUGGUUGUAUCUUCUACAUGAAAAUUUUAAUAUUCUUGUGUAUGGAUUAGGUUCAAAAAAAAGAAUAAUAACAGAGUUCCAAGAGGAAUAUUUGUCAGAUUACCCAGUAAUUGUUGUCAAUGGGUUUUUUCCUUCUUUAUCUAUCAAAGAUAUUCUUGACGGCAUUAUUGUGGACCUUUUACAACUGAGGAGGAACCCUGCCAAUGUUUAUGAAUGUUGCGAUAUUAUUGAGAAAGAAUUCAGCUUUCUGGAUACUCACCUUUAUCUACUUGUUCACAAUAUAGAUGGUGAUGUUUUGAGAAAUGGCAAAACACAAAAUGUAUUGGCUCGUUUGGCAAGUGUAGAAAAUAUCCACCUCAUUGCUUCUACUGAUCACAUAAAUGGACCAUUGAUGUGGGACCACUCCAAAUUAAGCAAAUUCAACUACACAUGGUGGGAUAUGACAUCUUUUCUUCCUUACAUGGAAGAAACUUCAUUUGAGAGCUCUAUGAUGAUCCAGAAAGGUGGCGAAUAUGCACUUUCAUCAUUACGAAAUGUAUUUUUAUCGCUCACCAAAAAUUCAAGAGGAAUAUAUUUACUCAUGGUGAAGCAUCAAUUGGAUAACGCCAAAAAUCAAUUUUAUCAAGGUUUUGCUUUCAAAGAUCUUUACUCAUCAUGUCGUGAAAAGUUUUUAGUUAGUUCAGAUUUGGCAUUGAGAGCACAACUAACAGAAUUCAUCGAUCACAAAAUGGUAAAAAUCAAGAGAUCUGCAGAUGGUGUCGAAAAUUUAGUAAUUCCAAUAUCAAAUUUAUUAUUGCAAAAAUUUAUGAGUGAACAGAAAAUGUAAAUACCAGUUCAAUCAUUUUUAUAAUUGUUUGAAUAAAUGCUGUUCUUUAAUA
Messenger RNA from Harmonia axyridis, 1889 nucleotides. RefSeq names its product origin recognition complex subunit 2 (gene Orc2). Bases 257 to 1837 code for a protein of 526 amino acids. Gene Ontology annotation, cellular component: nuclear origin of replication recognition complex; nucleus. NCBI's taxonomy places the organism in Eukaryota, Metazoa, Arthropoda, Insecta, Coleoptera, Coccinellidae. The transcript is spliced from 6 exons. Gene Ontology annotation, biological process: DNA replication. The record is from RefSeq and is a predicted model, not a curated record. Gene Ontology annotation, molecular function: DNA replication origin binding.